Molecule: messenger RNA, 467 nt
Organism: Coturnix japonica (Japanese quail)
Lineage: Eukaryota; Metazoa; Chordata; Aves; Galliformes; Phasianidae
Product: metallothionein-1
Biological process (GO): detoxification of copper ion; cellular response to copper ion; cellular response to cadmium ion
Cellular component (GO): nucleus; cytoplasm
Molecular function (GO): metal ion binding
Source: RefSeq, a predicted model, not a curated record
GCCGUGCGCAGGAUGCGAGCGGGGGGCGGAGGUUUUGCACUCCUCUCUGCCGCCCUGGAUAAAUAGCGGCUGCGGCGGCACGGGCGGAGUGAAACUCCAUCCCCAGCAGUGACGUCCCGCGGCCGCAGCAUGGACUCCCAGGACUGCCCUUGUGCCACCGGCGGCACCUGCACGUGCGGGGACAACUGCAAGUGUAAAAACUGCAAGUGCACAUCGUGCAAAAAAGGCUGCUGCUCCUGCUGCCCUGCAGGAUGCGCCAAGUGUGCACAGGGCUGUGUCUGCAAAGGGCCCCCGUCUGCCAAGUGCAGCUGCUGCAAGUAGCAGCCCCCACCUCCCUCCCCCUCCACUGCGGUGACUGGGGGCAGUGAGGAAAACUAACCUUAUUGUAUGUGUAUUUUUAAUAUGUGUGUUCAGAUAUUGUCAGUGUUUGCCAUGUGGUGUGCCUCAAUAAAGCUCUGUGUAUAUAA